GUCAAGACAUUCUUGAGCAGACUCACUCAACCAGCCGCUCCUUCCUUGCGAUUCCAGCAGAAUUGCGGGCUUCGUCUCCUCCGAACCCGCUCUUUUACACCCGUUAGCACCCCUGGCUGGUCACAUAGUCCCAGCUGCCUAUGCGGGAGAGGCAGCCCUCCACGCCGUCGCCGCUGACGGGCACCGUCUUGGACCUAUGAUGUCCUCCGCCGAUCCGAUGCUGUCCGCUUCAGUCCCUCACGCCCUGCCGCCUGCGGCGUCUGCAGCGCCGAUUACAUCGCUGCCACAGGAUGGCUCGGUCGUCAAAAUGAAGGGCCUGCCCUUCAAGGGCAGCAAGGAGGACAUAAUUAAGUUCUUUGCGGGGUUCUCUCUCCGCACGGAGCACGUCUUCCUGCGCAAGCAUCCCGACGGCAGGCCCAACGGCGAGGCCUUCGUCGUGUUCGAGAACAGCGACGAGGCCCGGCGCGCCACGCAGAAGGACCGGGAGACGUUUGGCGAGAAGUUCGGUGACCGCUAUGUGCGCGUCUACCCGACCCUCGAUUCGGACAUCCCCGACAUGCAAGCCGCUGUGGCGCAGGCACAGGCUCAGGAGCACACGCAGGGAGGUGGUGGCCACAACCACGGCGCACACACGGACAGCGUGGUGAAGAUCAAGUCGCUGCCGUUUGACGCCACUCAGCUCGACAUUAUUCAGUUCUUUGACGCGUACAAACUGAAGCCCAACGGCGUGCAGCUGGUCGUGCGGUCAGACAACAAGCCGACGGGCGAGGCGUUCGUGGACUUUGAGACUCCUGAGGAGGCCCAGCGCUCUAUUAAGGAGAAGGACCACAAGGUGUUCUCGGAGAAGUUUGGGGACCGCUACGUGCGGUUGAUUCAGGUGUCGCGCAAGGAGAUGCAGGCCACGCUGGCGCUGCGCUUCGGUGGGGAGGGUGUGCUCAAAAUGAAGGGCAUCCCCUUCAAGGCGACCGCCAUGGACGUGCGCAAGUUCUUUGCGAACUACAAGAUCAAACCGGAGGGCGUCAGCUUCAUCAUGCACGCGGACGGGCGGCCCACCGGCAUGGCGUUCAUCGAGUUUGAGACGCCGCAGGAGGCGGUGCGUGCAAUGGAGAAGGACCGCGCCAAGUUCGGGCCGGAGUACGGCGACCGCUUCUGCAUGCUGCAGCUGGUCGGCCGGCACGAGAUGGAGAAGGUGACUCUGCAGCGCGAGAACGAGAACACCGCCAACAAGCUGCUGAACGGCAUCAACGUGCUGCAAGCGGCCGCGCUUGCCACGCAGGCGGCGUUCAGCAACCCCGCCCUGCAGCCCAUCCUCAUGGGCUCCACGGCGCCCUGGCUGAACCCCAUCUACCAGGGCAUGGGCCUGGUGAACCCCGCCACCGCCAACUCCGCCGCCACCGCGGCCGCGCUGGCGGCCAAUGCGCAGCUGCAGGUGCCGCAGGCGCCGCCGCCCAACCCCAUGCUGGACCCCUCCGGGCUGUCGGCGGGGCCGUACGGUGCGCAGCUGCAGCAGGGGCCGCAGGGCCUGGUGAACGGCGCCGCCGCGCUGUCGCUGCUGCAGCAGCAGCAGGCGCAGGUGGCGCUGCAGCACCAGCAGCAGGACCCCUCGGGCGGGUGGGCGCUGGACCCCGCAACGGCGGCCGCCAGCAACCUGCAGCUCUUCUACCAGAACGCGGCGGCGGCGGGGCAGCCGGACUGGGCGCGCGCAGCCGCGGCCGCGGCGGCAGCUGCCGACCCAAGGCACGCUGCGUUUGCUUCGCGCAACGCGAUGCGGGCGCCUCCCUCGCUGGCAGCGGCGGCGGGCCUGGGCGGCUUCGUCAAGGGCGGCGCUCCUCACCCAGUGGGCCAUAUGGGCCCGGACCUGACGGUUAUCCAGGCGGCGGCAGCGGCGGCGGCGGCGGCGGGGACCUCGCAGCUGCCCUCGGGGGCGACGCUUGGUAAGCCGCUGGGGAUGCCGCCGCCAGCGGCGCUGCGCGGCGGCGCGGGUUUGAGCGCUCCUCUGGCAAGCAUCAACCCAGCCGCAAUGGCAUCUAUGGGGCUGGCGGCAAGCGCUGCGGGGAUAUCCGGCGGGCUGCCUGGUCUGCCGCGGACCGUCAGCGAUAGCGCAACAGUGGCAGCGGCGGCGGCUCUGGCAGCGGCGGGCGGCGCUGUGCUGUAAGAUGCUCCUCCUGCGAGAUGAGCUGCGAAUGAGGCCAGGGCACUACACCGGACGGGGAGGGGUGUUGACUUGGUAUUGCGGGUUCGUUGGCAAAGCUAUGGAAGAGACCGGCGGGCAGCCUAUCAAACGCAUGCCCGUCCUGCAUUCCGGCGUUUGUAUUGGCACCGUAGUGGUUGAUGCGUCGGGGUGGCCGCGCAAUGGAUAUAAAUAAACCGUCCAAAUGAGGUUCGGAUCUCGGACGGACUAGCUUGUCACGGGGGCCAUCAGCAUCAGCGCCCUCGUCGUUUUUCGAUUUGACGGAUACAGUGGAUCACAGUCUGCAACUUUUCCAGCCUUCAGCGUGUACUUCUGGUGCGUUGGAGCUGUACCGAGUGCCGCCGUCAUCGGUGUGAAAGGGCUAGUGCACGGCCUAGCUGCUGCGGCCCGCUGGCACAGGCACGUCCGCAGGAGACUGAGCAAUGAGGGGCCGCACCGUUGCGAGUGCUUUAAGUUUUGUGGCCAGGGUACUUCGUAGGAUGUGAGAGUCGUGCUCGUGGUGAGCAUGAUGCGUGCAGCCUGACGCUAGUGAGCUGAGCGAUUGAGAGGUUGCAGAUGUUUUUUGUCGUGCUGCUGCUAUGUACAAGAAUGGGGAUUAGACUACGGUGCCCUCUCUGCAAGGGAGUUACAGGGUUGGCGUGUGCUGCAUUGCCCGCCUCACCUCGCAUGCGUUUGGUUUGCUGCUCGCCGGGUCUCCGCCGCCGGCCGCUUUAGCGCUGGCUCGCAGCCGGCCGCUUUAGUUUAGCACUGGAGGUAGGUCCGUGUGUGGCCGCAUUUUUUGUGCGGAGCAUGGCAUGGCAUCUCUGGCUGGCUGUGGUGGGCAGGCGGCAUACCUCGCUGCUUCGACAACCACGGGAAGUCCAAGAGCCCCCACAAGUUGGGCACAUAAGCUUUAGGCGUGAGGUGUGACGUACGUGCUUGUUAACACAAUUUACAAUCCGUAUCUGUCGGGCGUGUAUGCCUGAGUGGUUAGACAUGUGCGUGGGACACGUACCCGCGUGGAGGUUUGUGGUACCGCUUAUGUACAGAUCAUUGUGCGAGUGUGGGGGUGGGGCAACCAGGAUGACGGGACGCGCCCGAGAAUGGAUGUGUUGCGUCUGUGUCUGUGGUGUGUCUGUCGUGAACGAGGGGAUAACGCCCCGCAGAGGAAAUCAUUGCAUGCGGCACUGACUUUGCAAGCCCUGUCGGACCGCCAGGUUGGCAAGCCGGCGGGCUCAAGGGCAGUUGCCGUGUAUGCGGUGCAGCGCGUUGACUGCGGAGUGGGCCGUAGGGUGUGACCCGAACCUCCCUGGUUGAGCUGUUGGCAAAAGAAGAUCUCAUGCGAGGAUGUGUGGAGAAGACGACGCGAACAGGAUAAGGCCGCGGCGAUGCGUCGCUGGCUGAAUGCAGUGGGCACUUCGUGUUUCUUUCGGCGUGUUGAGAGGCGUGGUAAGGAAGCGACACAAACCUGCGGCCGAACACCAAACAAAUUCUUUGUUCCUGUGCAGUCGGCUGGUCGACUGGGCCCUUCCCUUAAACAAUUUUUGGUAUGUGCGCUCGUGAAUUACUGGCCAGUUGGACCAGGCCGCGCGCCCAGGUGUUUGGGGGCGCGUUGGGCACGAGCGCGUGUUUGUGGUUUGUCCGUCGCGCCACGCGUUAACGUCUGCUGGUGUGUGCACGAGUGACACGCGUGCGGUGUGUGUGUCAUAGUCUUGUGUUUUUCUUACCCCCAUUUUAAGGAAAUGCAGUGCAACUGGAGUGCGCGGUUCGGCCGAUUGUGGUGUCACUGAUGGUGUAGAGGCCGGUCGCGCGUUGAAAGCAUGCGGUUGGGCGCCCCGGGGUGGGUAAGUUUUUGGCUGCCACGCGGGCGCCUGUCUAUACAGGCAUGCAUGCGAACAAAUACUGGGGAGGGCAGGAGUGUGCUGUAGUUAGGGUCCGCCGCUCGCGGUGCGCCCUCGGUCACGCCUGGUAUCGUGUGGUUUUGUCCGUUCUGUAUGUUGGAAAAACUGGGAGACAGGCCAAGCCAUGCCAUUGGAAGGAGACUGAUCCGCUCAACCUGUCGGCGUUUGCCUGCUUUGAGGGCACGACAGCAGCGUGAGGCGUGGACGGUAUGCGAUUGGUGAGUCUUGUUAUAGUUCAAAAGUGUGGUGCUGGUGAGUGAACGGUAGAGGAGAGUGAGGAGGGAGCGGAUGUUGUUUUCAGCUUCAAGCACGAGUUUUGCGAGGACAUAAGCUAUACUACGUUAUUCAGAGGCCUAUGCCGCAUGCAACACCAUACAUCCUGGCAUGCAAGGCGCGAGUUCCUCUGACGUGCGUACCCAUGCCCUACGAAAUUGUUCCUGUUUGUGGCUUUCUCAGUGAGCAACCCUUACGUGGACGUGGUACUCAGGACGGUUAUGUGUCUGAACCCGGAGGAGGAUGGACCCAUGGAUGACGGGGCAGUAGCAGGAGGCGGCUGGCGGCUGGCAGAUUGUCCGCCGCGCAUGCUGUGUAACCCAGUGGUGGU
Messenger RNA from Chlamydomonas reinhardtii, 4675 nucleotides. RefSeq lists its product as uncharacterized. Bases 218 to 2155 code for a protein of 645 amino acids. The record is from RefSeq and is a predicted model, not a curated record. Gene Ontology annotation, cellular component: ribonucleoprotein complex. Lineage: Eukaryota; Viridiplantae; Chlorophyta; Chlorophyceae; Chlamydomonadales; Chlamydomonadaceae. Gene Ontology annotation, molecular function: RNA binding. The transcript is spliced from 8 exons.